AUUAGCAUUUUGAGAUAAUUCUUGUACUGCAGAAGAAUGUGGCGACAAAAAGUUAAUGCACAAUUUCCUUUCUGAUCGCGCAUCGUUUCAUGAUGAAAAGUCUUUUUAUGGACGAAAAAUUGGCAAUAGAUUUGUGUUACCUGUGACAAUUCACAUGUCAUUAAAUGCUCCUGAAAGUGGCAAGUCACAAGAGUCAAUUCUUGAAAGAAAAAUAAUGUAGUUAAGGUGAAAACCUCGUGCCACUUAAUUAUUGUAACAAUAUGAGCAAAGUGAUCGCGAGUGAAUGGAUGUUUUGUUCGAUGCCGAUGAGAUUCGUCGUUUAGGUAAACGUUUUAAGAAAUUGGACUUAGAUAACUCCGGUGCAUUGAGUAUCGAUGAGUUUAUGUCGCUGCCAGAAUUACAACAAAAUCCUCUGGUACAGAGGGUGAUUGAUAUAUUUGAUGCGGAUGGGAAUGGUGAAGUAGAUUUUAAGGAAUUCAUUCAUGGUGUGUCGCAGUUCAGUGUGAAAGGAGAUAAAUUAUCAAAGCUUAAGUUCGCUUUUCGCAUCUAUGAUAUGGAUAAUGAUGGAUUCAUUUCGAACGGUGAACUCUUUCAAGUAUUGAAAAUGAUGGUUGGUAAUAAUCUUAAAGACGCCCAACUCCAGCAGAUAGUUGACAAAACAAUUGUAUUCGCUGAUAAAGAUGAAGACGGAAAAAUAUCAUUUGAUGAAUUUUGUUCAGUAGUUGGCAAUACAGAUAUACACAAAAAGAUGGUCGUCGAUGUUUAAUUGUGCUUAUUUCGUUCUCGUGUGCUUCGUCAUUACUUUUUUG
Chironomus riparius is the source of this 809-nucleotide messenger RNA. The record is from the annotation of a GenBank genome assembly. Lineage: Eukaryota; Metazoa; Arthropoda; Insecta; Diptera; Chironomidae.